AUGGCUACCCCUAGUGUCCUCACUUUUGACGCUGAGGGUCGGGCCAUUGACUUUGACGUCUGGAUAGAUGACCUGCAGCUUUUCUUACAGUGCGACAGAGCAGACGGCCUCUCCCUCUUUGACCUCACUUCUGGUGCCUCUCCUGCCCCCGCUGCUGAUGCUGACGCCACCGUUCGCUCACAGUGGGCCACGCGCGAUGCUGCUGCACGUCUUGCUGUGCGUCGCCACCUCCCUACCUCUGAGCGUGCGCACUUUAGCCAGUACAAGAGUGCUCAGACCUUGUACGACGCUGUAGUUGCACGCUACUCCUCCCCUGCCACUGCUGCACUGAGCCGCCUCAUGCUACCGUACCUCUUCCCUGACCUUGCUGCCUUUCCCACAGUCGCUGACCUCAUUACGCACCUCCGCUCUAGUGACACUCGCUACCACGCUGCGCUUCCUGCUGAGUUCUGCGCCAAGAACCCCCCCCCCAUGUACAUCACCCUCUACUACAUAGUCACCCGUCUCCCUGACUCCCUUCGCGUAGUCAGGGACCACUUCCUCUCGGUUUGUCCCACCACUCUCACCGUUGACCUCCUCGAGAAGGCCCUCCUAGCAGCAGAAAAGAGCAUAGUCGCUGUAGGAGCCUCUCGUGGUGACCCUCGCACCCCCAUCUUUGAGGGGUGUUCCCCCUCCCCUCUUUUGCCCUCUGUUGCCUCUGCUGCUGCGGCCGACCUCGCUGGUUUGGAGUCGGUUGGGGCAGCGUCUACCCCUAGCGGGAGACGCCGCCCUGGCAGGGGCAAGGGGGGCAGGGGCACUGGAGGAGCUAGCGGGGGCGGUGGAGGCGGCGGUGGAGGUGGUGGAGGAGGUGGGGGUGGCGGUGGGAGUGGUGGCGGGGGUGGAGGUGUAGGUGGCGGCAGUGGAGGCGCAGGAGGCAGCGGCAGUGGCGGAGGGAGCGGAGGUGGCGGCGGUGGAGGAGGAGGAGGAGGAGGAGGUGGAGCUGGUCGGGGUGGCGCUGCGCAGAGGGUCAGCUCCGGUGGUGGUCAGCGCCAGCAGCAGCAGCAGCAGCAGCAGCAGCAGCGCACUCGUGACUGA
Closterium sp. Naga37s-1 is the source of this 1074-nucleotide messenger RNA. The record is from the annotation of a GenBank genome assembly. NCBI's taxonomy places the organism in Eukaryota, Viridiplantae, Streptophyta, Zygnematophyceae, Desmidiales, Closteriaceae.